Molecule: messenger RNA, 3518 nt
Organism: Panthera uncia (snow leopard)
Lineage: Eukaryota; Metazoa; Chordata; Mammalia; Carnivora; Felidae
Product: NACHT, LRR and PYD domains-containing protein 12-like
Exons: 7
Coding region: 716-1978 (420 amino acids)
Biological process (GO): negative regulation of canonical NF-kappaB signal transduction; negative regulation of inflammatory response; positive regulation of MHC class I biosynthetic process
Cellular component (GO): cytoplasm
Source: RefSeq, a predicted model, not a curated record
GCUUUCUCUCCGUGUCCCUUCCCUCUGGCAGGAAAUAGAGGAAGGGCUAACUGGCUUUGGGAACCAGGUGAGCGCUUUUCCCAGGGGAUGAGAAACGCUCCCUCCCCUCCCCCUACUUUCAGAGGGACAGGAAAUCUAGGAGGUUCCUGCAGCCUGAGCGGCCGGCUUUCCAGUCAUCUGAAGGCCCCGGUGGCCCAGCGUGGGAGGUGCCACACCCCGCACAGUGUCUCCUGGGAUGUGAGGAGGGAAGUGGCGGCCCAGACAAGGGGGCAGGGCUAUCGCGGGCUGAGUGGAGCUCCCGGGUGGGGAACUCGCUGCGUGCUGCCCUAGAUGCUGAGCGGGGUGGCCCACGUGUGGCGGUGUGUGCGGGGGUGCAUCUGUGGGGAGGCGCCUGCGUGCGGCCGUGAGUGGGUGGGGAGGGGCGUGGGAGACGCGCGCGUUUGGCGACCUGCAAGGGUGUGUGUGAGGUGUGCCUGGAGAAGGGCAGCGCGUACGCGGGGCGCGUGCGUAUGGGGGUACGUGCGUGUGAGGUGCUUGCGUGUAGGCGUGCGUCAGGGGGCGGGGUGAACGGAAAGGACAGCUGACUGACGACGGGGGUGGGACGGACACUGCGUGCGUGCGGGACCGAGGCACACCUAGUUGUGCCAUCUUCACACAAAGCCCACCAAGCACCAUCCUAUAAAGUCAUACGCCUGAAUCUUCUUGAUUUGCCAGGAUGAACAGUCAAAAGAAAAGAAAAGAUAUGGAACCUGCUCGUACUUGGAGUUUAUUGUCUGAACAGAAAGCUGCUUCAAAUUCUCAGGCUUCAUUGUCAUGGAAGGAGCUCAUAGAUUCCUGGGAAAUAUUUAGAAAACAUCUGAAAGAAAAAUACCUAAACAUAGGAGUCCAUAAAUGUUAUCAUCAUGGCAAUCAUAUAGAGUCACGGCUGCUUCUUAUAAAAGAACAUGGUAUAUCAGAAAAGACACCGUGUGGGAUUCCUCAACAAGAUAAUUUUAUUGAUAUGGGACAUGUAUUUGAUCCUGAUGAAGAGGGCUGCAGCUCAUCCCAAACUGUAGUGCUUCAGGGAUGUGCUGGGAUUGAGAAAACAGCUGUGGUGCACAAGUUCAUGUUUGACUGGGCAGCAGGAAUGGUUACUCCAGGAAGGUUUGACUAUCUCAUCUAUGUAAACUGCAGAGAAAUAAGCCAUAUUGCUAACCUUAGUGCUGCUGACUUGAUCACUAACACUUUUCAAGAUAUAGAUGGACCAAUUCUGGACAUUAUUCUUGUGUAUCCAGAGAAGCUUCUUUUCAUACUUGAUGGAUUUCCUGAGCUCCAGCAUCCUGUAGGUAACCUGGAAGAGGAUCUUAGUGCUAACCCCCAGGAGCAGAAACCAGUAGAGACCCUCUUACGUAGUUUUGUGAGGAAAAAACUGUUCCCUGAAUCCUCCCUGCUGAUAACUGCCCAGCCUGCAACCAUGAAGAAGCUCUACUCUCUGUUAAAACAACCUAUCCAGGCCAAGAUCAUUUGGUUUACAAAUGCUGAAAAGAGAGCAUAUUUCUUGAGUCAGUUUUCAGGUGCUAAUGCAGCAAUGAGAGUCUUUUAUGAGCUGCGACAAAAUCAAAGCCUUGACAUUAUGUCCUCUCUUUCCAUCAUCUCCUGGAUGAUCUGCAGUGUCCUGCAGUCACAGGAAGAUGGUGACAGGAGUCUUAUGAGGUCACUUCAGACCAUGACUGAUGUGUAUCUGUUUUACUUUUCCAAGUGCCUCAAAACCAUUACAGUUAUCUCAGUGUGGAAGGGACAAAGUUGUCUGUGGGGCCUUUGCUCUUUGGCUGCAGAGGGACUACAGAACCAACAGGUCCUAUUUGAAGUCCAUGACCUCAGGAGACAUGGGAUAGGGGUAUAUGAUAUCAAUUGCACUUUUCUAAAUUACUUUUUGAAAAAAUCUGAAGAAGUGUCAAUAUCUACACUUUUCUUCACUUCAGUUUCCAAGAGUUCUUGACUGCUGUGUUCUAUGCCCUAAAGAAUGACGGCAGCUGGAUGUUUUUUGAUCAAGUGGGGAAAACGUGGCAAUAAAUAUUCCAACAAUAUGGGAAAGGGUUUUCAUCAUUAACGAUACAGUUCUUGUUUGGCCUCUUACGUAAAGGAAAGGGAAAGGCUGUGGAAACUACUUUUGGAAGAAAAGUCUCCCCAGGACUUCGAGAGGAAUUAUUGAAAUGGACUGAGAAAGAAAUAACGGAUAAAUAUUCUAUGUUACAGAUUGAGCCAAUGGACUUAUUUCAUUGUUUGUAUGAGAUUCAGGAAGAAGAAUAUGCAGAAAAGAUAAUUGGUGAUUUACAAUCAAUUAUAUUGCUUCAACCUACCUACACAAAAAUGGACAUUCUGGCUAUGUCAUUCUGUGUAAAAAGCAGUCACAGUCAUCUGUCAGUGUCUCUGAAGUGUCAGCACCUAAUUGGAUUUGAGGAGGAAGAGCAAGUCUCUGCAUUCAUGACACCAGUCUUUACACUUAAUCAGUCCUUCAAGCUAUGCAAUUUGCCAGUGUCUCGUCUACACUUGCUCUGCCAAGCACUACGUAAUCCAUGCUGUAAAAUCAAAGACCUGAAGUUGUACGGAUGCCUUAUAUCUCCUGCUUCUUGUGGGGCACUAGCAGCUGUUCUCAGCACCAGUCAGUGGCUCACUGAUCUGGAAUUUAGGGAAACAAAACUGGAAGCUUCAGCUCUGAAAUUGCUCUGUGAAGGCUUAAAAGAUCCAAAUUGCAAAUUACAGAAGCUCAAGUAAGUUGUAACUGUUAGUUUCCUUACUGCAAGAAAAAAAAUUUAAAUAUGCAACUCAAAAUGGACAUUUUGUGAUCAAAACAUUUCAAAGAGCCAUGGAGAGGAAGAAUAAAAAGUGACAGUCCCUAAAAUUGUUUCUAUGCAACAAGUUUAGGAAGAGAAUUUUCAUUGUAAGUAACAAUAACAUCAAUGACUAUAAUAAUAACCCACACUUAUUGAACAGUUACUUUGUGCUAACCAUUGGGCUGAGUGCUUUGUAUCCAUUAUUUCCUUUAAUUAUUAUCCCCAUUUUAGCAGAUGAGGAACUGGAGACCUAAGAUCAUAAGACUAAAUAACAUGGUAAAGGCACAAUUCAAAACCGACAUGUGUUUGACUUCAAAGUCCAUGGUAAUGAUUUUAAUAUAUAAUUUAUCAUAUACAUGUUAGGGUUCUCUAGAGAAACAGAACAAAUAAGAUAUAUACAAAAUAUGCAGUUGACUCUUGAACAAUAUGGAGGUUGGGGGGCCACUCCUACCCCCGCCAGUUGAAAAUCCACAUAGAACUUUUGACCUUCCAAAAACUUAACUACAAAUAGCCUACGGUUGACUGGAAGCCUUAUUGAUAACAUGAACAGCCAACUAACACAUUCUGUAUAUAUUUAUUAUAUGCUGUAUUAAAAUAAAGUAAGCUAGAGGAGAGAAAAUGUUAAGAAAAUCAUAAGAGAAAAAUACGUUUACAGUACUAUACUGUAUUUAUCAAAAAGUCAUGUUUAAGUGAACUUGUGCAGUU